AUGGAAGAAAAUAAGAGUGAGGCAUAUCAAAGGCCAAAUAAAUCAACCUCGAGUAGUAGUGAGGAGAAAAAACCAGCUGGGUUUGAAUGCCAUAUUUGAAUCUCAACUCCAAUUGAACCUGUAGUCACUAAAUGUGGUCAUAUGUAUUGUUGGAGCUGAAUUCAAAAGUGGAUUAAAAUGAAUAAUAAGUUUAUAUCCUGUCCUGUGUGUAAGUCAGGAGUCUCUGUUGAUGAGCUCACACCUAUCUACAGCGGCAAUAAUUGCAAAGAUCCCAGAGAGAAUGCAUCGAAGGAGAGUUCUCAAAGACCUAAUGCUCAAAGAAGCCAGCCUACACCCAAUGAAAAUUAUAGAAAUCCUGGAAGAAGAUCCUUCUGGGACUCUUUCACUCUUAAUCAGAAUGGAGGAGGAGGAGGAAAUUUUAAUUUUGUCUUUCUUGGAGGAUUAGGAGUUCUUCCCUUACUUAUUGGAAUGGUUGGUCCAUAUCUCUAUAAUGCUUUGCAAAAUAAUAGGAAUAAUCAGCAACAAAGAAGAGCAGAUCCAAACGAAAGACAAAGAAAUAGAGCUGACAACAGACCAGGCAAUGAAGUUAUUGAUAGAAUGGUGUUCCUGAUGAUAGUAACCUUCAUCUACUUCUCAAUGUUUUCAUCAUUCUAGAAUUAAUUAAGUUUUAUCACACGUGUUU
This is a messenger RNA of Moneuplotes crassus, 682 nucleotides long. Lineage: Eukaryota; Ciliophora; Spirotrichea; Euplotida; Euplotidae. The record is from the annotation of a GenBank genome assembly.